This is a messenger RNA of Dunckerocampus dactyliophorus (ringed pipefish), 3996 nucleotides long. Its product is annotated as C-terminal-binding protein 1. The transcript has 11 exons. Gene Ontology annotation, molecular function: oxidoreductase activity, acting on the CH-OH group of donors, NAD or NADP as acceptor; transcription corepressor activity; NAD binding. NCBI's taxonomy places the organism in Eukaryota, Metazoa, Chordata, Actinopteri, Syngnathiformes, Syngnathidae. The record is from RefSeq and is a predicted model, not a curated record. Bases 199 to 1530 code for a protein of 443 amino acids.
AAAAGCGGAGGGAGGGGUGAGGCAGACCGAGAGCGAGUGGCGGGGACGGAAGGGAAGGCAGAGCGAGGAGAGGGGGAGCACAUGUGUAUGCUUGUCACUGAGGGAGGCGAGGUAGCUGGCCGCGGCCGCCAUAUGCUGACUGGAUUCUUGUUCAUAUGCGCUGCGUGAAGACUGCAUGCUGGUGCUGGAGAACACGUCAUGGGAAGCUCACAUCUCCUCAACAAAGGCAUGCCUCUAGGCAUCAGACCGCCGAUCAUGAAUGGGCCCAUGCACCCGCGGCCGCUGGUGGCUUUGCUGGAUGGGCGCGACUGCACCGUGGAGAUGCCCAUUCUGAAAGAUGUUGCGACCGUGGCCUUCUGCGAUGCUCAGUCCACACAGGAGAUCCACGAGAAGGUGUUGAAUGAAGCUGUGGGAGCACUGAUGUACCACACCAUCACUCUGAUGAGAGAAGACCUGGAGAAGUUUAAAGCUCUCCGCAUAAUUGUGCGCAUCGGCAGUGGCUACGACAACAUCGAUAUCAAGUCUGCUGGCGAACUUGGAAUAGCUGUGUGUAACAUGCCGGCUGCCUCAGUGGAGGAGACGGCUGACUCCACGCUGUGCCACAUCCUCACCUUGUACCGACGGACCACGUGGCUGCAUCAGGCGCUGCGAGAGGGAACACGGGUUCAGAGUGUGGAGCAAAUCCGAGAGGUAGCUUCAGGGGCUGCGAGGAUUCGAGGGGAGACACUGGGACUCAUUGGACUUGGUCGGGUGGGCCAGGCUGUUGCUUUGCGAGCUAAGGCUUUCGGCUUCAACGUCAUUUUCUAUGACCCCUAUUUGGCUGAUGGUGUCGAAAGAUCACUGGGCCUUCAAAGGGUCACCACACUACAGGAUCUGCUCUUCCACUCUGACUGCGUCUCACUGCACUGCAGCCUGAACGAACACAACCACCACCUGAUCAACGACUUCACCAUUAAGCAGAUGCGUCAGGGGGCGUUUCUGGUCAACACAGCCAGGGGGGGUCUGGUGGACGAGAAGGCCCUCGCUCAGGCCCUGAAGGACGGGAGGAUACGUGGAGCUGCCCUGGAUGUUCACGAGACAGAGCCUUUCAGUUUCAGUCAGGGCCCGCUGAAGGAUGCUCCCAAUCUGAUCUCCACUCCUCAUGCUGCCUGGUACAGCGAACAAGCCUCAUUGGAGAUGAGAGAAGAGGCAGCCAGGGAGAUUCGAAGGGCAAUCACAGGCCGCAUUCCAGACAGUCUGAAGAACUGCGUCAAUAAGGAGUUCCUGACUCAGAACAACCACUGGGCAGGAGUGGAUCCAGCUACUGUCCACCCAGAACUCAACGGCGCCUACAGGUAUCCACCAGGGGUUGUAAGUUUGCCAACCAGUGGCCUACCGCCUCCCGUUGAAGGCAUUGUGCCCAGUGCUGUGCCCAUCACACACACACUACCGCCUGCUGUCACACACCCGCCACAUGCACCGUCACCUGGGCAAAACACAGUCAAGCCACCAGAGGGCGACAGAGAACAGCAUCCAAAUGAUCAACUGUAGUCCUUCUUGGCCCCUGCUGCAAAGUCAUCACGGCAAGUCCUCACAGUCAAAAUUAAGUCAACCGGUUGAGGUCUAAAUAACUACUGAUUCCAAAUGUACAGGCAAUUGGCACCGAGUCGCUUGUUCACACUCCAAAGAGAAAGUAGAAGAUGGUACCAGUCAUGCUCAACAAGAGGAAAGACUAUUUUGCUCAUUUGGAGAAAAAAAAACAUUAAAUCAGUUGUCUUAAGACUGUCGUAUUUCCAGAGAUAGAGGAGCAGGUUUCAUAUCUUUCUCUAUUUUUGUCAUUUCCUUAGUUUGACGUACAAGCAAAAGUAGUAGGCUAUGAAAUGAAUGUAAGCUGUGUGUGUACAUUUUUUGACUACUGGCAAGAAGAUACUGAUAAUUGUAUUCCAGUAUUGAGAAAAAGUAGACUUCCAGUAUGUGAUCUCAAUUGGCUUAAUCACUUCGAGAUUUUUCUUUCUGCGUGCGUUCAGACUAACCAGCCCCCUCCAAAGAGGCAGCUUUUUUUGCACACCAUCUCAGGAAAUUACGUUUCCGCAGUUAUAUUCUUUUCUUAAAUUUAAGACUUCCAUUUUCUGCCACUUAGUGCUUUUUGUUCUUCUGACUGCUGGCCUUUUCUUGUCCCACUCCAUGAUGAAAAUCAAACUUGAAGAGCUUAAGUUCAUCCAACGUUUGCUGUAGUUUGCUAUGUUUAAGGGGCAUGCAAUUUUGGACUUGUAAAUGUUCAACCCAUAUUGAGGGCUUGUGAAAUGAAAGACUGUAGAAAGGUGGCGAAAUGGUAUGCUUGGCUGGGACAACUUCAUCCCCAGUCAAGAUUUUCUUAUUUCAAAACAAAGUUUUGACAGGCUGUCAAUGUUAUGAUGCGUUGAGACGCUGUCCUGUAGCAGAUUUUAAAAAUUGGUAAAAACGUGUACUCUAUCUCCUUCAUGUCUUCAUAAUCCAGAGCUUCCACUAUCACAUGUAGUAUUCAAUAGUUGCAGAGUGUGACAAGUUCUGCGCAAGGUCUACAAAUGGUGCACAAACUAAUGAGUGUGUGUUGCUUCACUUUCUGCUGAGGGUUCUACAGAUUUGCCAAGACCCUCAAAAUCAUCAGACUCCUCUGCCUUCUGACAUCAACUGGGGUGGCAUGGCUCAGGUAGUAGAGUGGUUGCCUUCCAACCUGAAGGAGGCUGGUUUGAUCCUCAGUCCUCCUGUGACUAUGUCAAAGUAUCCAUGGGCAAGAUGCUGAACCCCCAGUUACUGCUGAUGCUGUGUCAUCAGUAGGUAAAUGUAACAGUGGUAUCAAAGUGCUUUGAUUCUAUUUACCAUCAUGUUUGGUUCCUGACUUUUAGUCAUUUCUAUAAACAAAUCUGAGGAAAAAAAACAAAGCUCUGUUUCCAAACAAGAAGGUUUUAAGUUUGUGAAGGACAACACUCCAGCCUACUAUCCCUUUAACAUUUCAUGAUGGGUCCUUAGUAAGUAUACCGUUUAGCCACCGCUGUGCUCUCUGUGUCUGUGUACAUAAUAUGGUGUUCUGCCUGCCUGUGUCAAUGUGACUUGGUUGUAUCUGUGUCUAAAAAGCAGCGCUGGGAAGGAGGAGUGGUGCAUUGUACUCCUGAAGGCAUCGUCACUAAGUCUUCCAUUGGAAUUCAACAUAAAACAAUUACAAUGUGGGGGUCUUGACCAGUCUCGUGGUUCAAACCAGGUAUGGGGAACCAACGGCCGGUGCCCCAUAUAAGCCCCACAAGAGCAUUUCAUCACAGCACAUGCUCAUGUGCUGUUAUAAAAUGUCCAAAACAAUUAAUCCAGAAAUGCUCAUAUCUUCUUCACCUGAGAUUAAACAGAAAAGAAUAAUACAAAGUUUGUAAUCUUGGAAGUUGAGCCAGGUCACGUUGCUUUUAGGAACCCACUCUACCAGUGUCUAAGUAGUAAACAGUUCACUGUUGCCUACCUGUUCCUCUUUAGGGUGAGGUAGUAAGCGUAGCAAUCAGGGAUGGAAAUUUCACAUCAACAUUAUUGGUGGGUCUCCUACAACCUAAGCUUGUGCCAAAAUCGCAUUGGGGUGUCUCCAUUAGAUAGCACAGAGGUUCAAUAUCACUGUAUGUCUAGGACCUUUGGGAUUCCCAAAGGAAUUCUGUGAUAUUGUGAAGUCGAACCUGACACAUUCCUCACAAGAUGCCUGUCACUUUGCAGAGAGUGCAUUAUUUCCAUGGCAACCUUAAUGAAAACUGCCGUCAUCAAGACAAACAGCACAUGAACUCUAUAAAUUGCUCCUUGAAAUUCCAUCCCUGGUAGUGACACACAGUCCGCUGUUGUCUACCCUUUGUCCCCUUUAUGGUUAAGUAGUAGGCGUAGCAAUAUACAGUAUACAUAUUCUAUAUUCUACAGUAAAUAUUAUUUUUGGUCAAAACUGACAAAGAUAUGUUUGUGAUUGUAUGCAUUUGUAUGAAUUAUUUUAAAAGGAAAUAAAACCGUGGAAGAUGA